Messenger RNA from Leptopilina boulardi, 7582 nucleotides. It is a transcript of the gene bsk, whose product is annotated as stress-activated protein kinase JNK. The transcript is spliced from 12 exons. Gene Ontology annotation, biological process: JNK cascade; protein phosphorylation. Gene Ontology annotation, cellular component: nucleus; cytoplasm. Gene Ontology annotation, molecular function: JUN kinase activity; ATP binding. Bases 896 to 2065 code for a protein of 389 amino acids. NCBI's taxonomy places the organism in Eukaryota, Metazoa, Arthropoda, Insecta, Hymenoptera, Figitidae. The record is from RefSeq and is a predicted model, not a curated record.
CUUUUUUUUUCCUGACACUCCCACUCGUAGCGGCGCCUCGCAUCAAAUAAGGUCGUCGACCGGUUCGCAAAAAACUCUCAUCAUUUCUACUUUUACGUAUCACAAUUAUGUAUCUAUAUAAGUAGAGAAUUAUUUUGCGACUCAUUUCUUGCCUCUUAUUAUAUGUAUAUUUUUAUAUUUAUAUAAAUCACAAUAUGUGUGAAAUGUGAAAGGAAAUUCUGAUUUUGUAAUUGUCGAUGAAGUAAAGGUGUUUGUAAAUUAAAGUAAAGAUGAAAAAAGUGUGGAUUAAUUUUUGAUUUUGAAAGAAAAAAAUGAAAAAUACAAAGGUUGAUAUUUGUGAUAGUAGUUGUUGAUUUGUGUAUAUAUUUUUGGUGAUGAUAUGUAUUUACUGUCAGUGACAGCGAGCACGUGUUUAGUGAAUGACAGAUAUAGAGAGUUCGAGGUGUCCGUCCCGACUUGUCUGACGCGUGGGAAGCUUUACUACUGAAGGCAUUUUCUACUUACUGCUCAGCAGAAUUCGUCAAAGUCCAGAUAAAACUUUUCUAUUAGAUAAUAUUCCAUGAUCUGCAGGACAGUUUGACGUUGAGAGCACUCCGGAAACAUUAUUGAUUCUUUUUUCCUGGAGCCGAAAUUUCAUCAAACUUUCAAAAUGAUUAACAAUUUAUGACAAAUCCGAAGAAUUUUUGGAGAAAAAAAAGGAAGGAAGGAACAGAAAGUGGUUAAAGGAAGAAAGAAUUUGAAGGAGAAUUGGGUGUGGAGAUAUUAAAUCGGCCAAAAACAAUCGAUCCACUUGUUCAAAGUGGCUAAGAGCGUCAGUCCGCGUAGAGUGCACCAGGAGUGCUCUACUGGAGUGGAAGUACAGGUCCCGGUGCAGGAAAGGCGAACACCGAGGCGCAUGCCGUACCUGGGGCCUGAAAUGACAACCCGGCUAUCAGCCAUGUUUUACACGGUCGAGGUCGGGGACACCAAGUUCACCAUUCUAAAACGAUAUCAAAAUCUCAAACCCAUUGGAUCAGGCGCGCAAGGAAUUGUUUGCGCCGCCUUUGAUACUGUCACAGCUCAAAAUGUGGCAAUCAAGAAGCUUUCUAGACCUUUUCAAAAUGUGACGCACGCGAAAAGAGCGUACAGAGAGUUCAAGCUGAUGAAAUUGGUGAAUCAUAAAAAUAUUAUUGGACUCUUAAAUGCGUUUACGCCACAACGGUCGUUGGACGAGUUUCAAGAUGUCUACCUCGUGAUGGAGUUGAUGGACGCCAAUCUGUGCCAAGUAAUCCAGAUGGAUCUGGAUCACGAACGCAUGUCAUAUUUAUUGUAUCAAAUGCUAUGUGGUAUUAAGCAUUUACAUUCAGCUGGAAUCAUUCAUAGGGAUUUGAAACCAAGCAAUAUUGUCGUCAAGUCGGACUGCACAUUAAAAAUUUUGGAUUUUGGUCUGGCUAGGACCGCAGGCACGACAUUUAUGAUGACACCGUACGUCGUAACACGAUAUUAUCGAGCUCCAGAGGUAAUCCUUGGCAUGGGAUACAAGGAGAACGUAGAUAUAUGGUCAGUUGGUUGUAUCAUGGGCGAAAUGAUACGAGGUGGUGUCUUGUUCCCAGGAACAGAUCAUAUUGAUCAAUGGAAUAAGAUUAUAGAACAAUUGGGAACACCAGCUCAAGAAUUUAUGCAACGAUUGCAGCCGACGGUGAGGAAUUACGUCGAGAAUAGGCCACGAUACCCUGGUUAUCCUUUUGAAAGAUUGUUUCCAGAUAUCCUAUUUCCGUCCGAUUCGUCGGAACACAAUAGGUUAAAGGCGAGUCAAGCGAGGGAUUUGCUCUCGCGUAUGUUGGUCAUUGAUCCAGAGCGUCGUAUCUCAGUUGACGAAGCUUUACUACAUAAUUACAUUAACGUUUGGUACGAUGAAGGCGAAGUUAAUGCUCCUGCACCUGGUCCAUACGAUCAUAGUGUUGACGAGAGGGAGCACACAGUGGAUCAAUGGAAGGAAUUAAUUUAUCAGGAGGUGAUGGAAUACGAGACAAGUCACAAUCCCGUAGCAACUGCACAGUCAUCAGACACGGCGGGAUCUCGGUAGAUAAACCGAAAAUUUCUAGUUCUUUGAGUCCAAGUGUUACACCAAUAAGAAGAGACAGUCUGAAUAUAAUUGAAACUCUCUCUCCCUCGAUGUUUAAAAUGAAAAACCAUUUUAACCCCCCUCCCCCCUGCAGGGAAACGGAAAAGAAAAAGAAAUAGCUUCACGCGCCUAUUAAUCCCCGCCAUGAACCCCGUUCGCGUCUAUUUAAAAAAAAAACAAUGCAAUAAAAUUUUCACAAUACUGUGAUAUUGAAACGCGUUUUUUAGGGGGCUUGGGGUUUUUUCUUAUUCAGAAGGGUGGGGGAAUAAAGAGGAAAUUGGUGAGCGGUUUUUUUUUUGUUUAAGAAAAGAAAUAAUAAAGUCGGGGCAAAUCUUCAUUUGGCUACGCACAAAAAAAAAACACGCGUAAACGGCUCUUUUAAAUAAUACGUAUUUUCGCGGCGUAUUUCAAUCACUCUCUGCUUUUCAUCAAUUUUCCGUCGAGACAAUCCACUAUUAAUGGAACGUUACAUGAUAAAUAUGAAAUGAUGAUAAUUAGGUAUGAUCCUUGCGUUAAUGAAGUAAAUUAUUAUUAAUUAAGACACCCGUCGCCGCUGCUCUCACGCUCGACACACGUUUAUCAAGAGCGAAUUAUAAAAAUUAAGGUACGAGGAAAAACACGGGACAAAGUACAAAAAAAAAAAAAAAACUCGAACGCCUCCCUUUUACUUUUAUGUGUAUUUUUUAACUAAUAGUGUAUUUUAAUUGUUCAUUUUUUUUAAAUUAAUUGAUUGAAUCGUUUUAAUUAGUUUGUAAUUUAAUUGAUUAAUUUGUUAAUCAAUUGGUAGUUUAACUUUAAUUGUAGGUAAAAUCAUGUCAAUUGAUAUAUUAAUUUCAAUUAUUUCAAUUAAUUGAUACUUAAUUAAUGAAUUUUAAUUGGUACAUUGGUUUUAAUUGAAGUUUAGUUUUAAUUGACGUUUCAUUUAAAUUAAAAGUUUAAUUAAUUAAUAUAUAGUAAUUAAUUGAUAUAUCAAUUUAAAUUGCUUAAUAUAUUAAAUUAAAAAGUCCUUUUACUUAGAAAUUUUAAGACUGCAGAUGCACAUAAUCUUUGUUUAUAUCUUUCUUUUUUUUUAAAUUCAAUCUGUUUGCAGAAUUCCUGGUCAUGAUUCUUUUAUUCAAUCUAGUGACUUGGAAUUUGUUUAUUGUUCCUGUGUCUAAAAUCAAGACACAUUUACCCCUUGAACUAUGAAAAUCGGAAAGAGCUCUUUUUCGUUUUUAAUCGACUGUAGAUUUUUUUAAAUAAUUUUUUUUAGUAUUUUUUUUCCUACUUUUCAAUUUUUAGGAUUUUAUAAUGAAACUGAACGCCUUUCAAAUAGCCUAUACUGGUUACUCUUGAAACAAUAAUAAUAAUUCAAGCCUGAUAUUGUAUAUUCAAUUGCAAAUAAUUGUACAUUUUAUAAUGAUGAAUUGAAAUUUAAAAAAAAAUUUGCUCAAAUAUUCAAAUGAGCAAACGCUCAAAAGAAUUUUUGUGCUUUCAAUUGACAUAUUUUGUAUAUGAAAUAUAUUUCAAAAUUGUUUAGUUGUUGGAAAAAAAUUGUCGACGAAAUUUCAAUUUAAACUGAUCUCGAGAAUUUUUUAUUUUUUUUAUAUAUUUAGUUUUUCGAUUUAAUUAUUUUAAAUCUUUUAAUGUAUGUGUUUCAUUUUUAUAUUUUUUGUUUUGAAUUAAAAAAAUCUUUUUUUUUGCAUUCUUUGAAAUUAUCUUUGAAUUUAUUUCAAUUGAAAUUUUUUCGAUUUUUUAAAAUCUUUGUGUAUUAUGUGAAAUGUUUUUUUUAAUAUUAUAUUAUUAACUAUAGUAAUUAAUUAAACUAAUUAAUUUACUAAAUUCUUGAAAUCUUUUGCAAUGGAAUUGUCGACAAAUACAUAUUUUUUUUAAUAUGAAAAAAACGCGAGGACUCUUUAAACUUUAUUUUAAAUGAAAAAUAGCAAAAAGUUGGCAAUAAUAAAAAUAAAUUGUUAAUUUUUAAAUGGUAUGCAAUAAGGGCAGAGUGUAAUGUUACUGGUUUAAAUUAUCGGGGCUAUUUAUUAAUUCCGAAAAUUUUCGUAACUCAUCCAAUUGAUUUUUAAUUAGAAAUGUUACUAGCGAAUUAAUUUUUAAUUCAUUUGUUUUUUUUCUUUCUCUCUCUCUCUCUCGCUCUCUCUGUUUUUUGUUUUAGAACGAUAGGUGAGAUUCUUUAUGCAUUCAAUUGUGAUAUAUCUUUUUAAAAGUUAAAUCAAUGUUUUUAUAUUGCGCUAUAUAGAGUGAUUGAUAUAAAUUUAUUUCCCUGAUUCGUGCUGGGAAAAAUGUGUAACUGCAAAAAGAUCUGACAAAUUGUUUUAAUUGUAAGUUAUAUAUUUAUAAUAUAUAUUAUAUAUAUUAGUUGUGCCGUUUAAUGAGUCUUUGUUUUUUAAAUGGCAAUAUAUAUUUUUUUUUGUUUCUUUGUUUUGGUGCACAUUGAGAAAAUUAGUAAAUCAAAUUUAUAUUUCACUUGAUAUUGAUAUAGGAAAAGAAAUAUUUGUCGAGUGCAUAUUACGAGUCAAAAUGUUUUAGUCGUAGCCAGUUAAUUGGAAUUAAAAUUAAAAACAAAUAAAAGAAAUUCAGAAAUUUUUUUGUAAAUUAAUAUUCGCGAUAUUCUGAUGUAAAUUUAAAAAAUGGUUUUUUCCCCUCUCCCCCUAAAUAAUGGUGAAAUGAUAUUAUGCAUAAUAAUUGUAUUUAUUGCGAGACAAGAAUGAAUUAUAUAUAUAUAUAUAUAUAAAAAAGAAAAAAAGAAAUAUUGUCGCGUGAUGAAGAACGGAGUAAUAAUUGUAAUAUGUAAACGUUGAAUUUUUUUAUUUUCCACAAUGAUAGUUAUGUGAAUAUAUUGCUACAGUCCGAUCCAAAUAAUCAAGCUUUUGUAACACUUAAUUAUAAUAAAAGUAUAUAAUACGGCUAAUUAUAUAAUUGUACUGCACAUGGUAAGAAGUGUGUGUGAGAGAGAGGGAGCGAUAGAAAGAGAGAGUGUGUGUGUGUGUGUGAGAGUUAUUUCGUUGAUUCAUUGUUAAUUACGAACGCACGACGAAAAAAUUUAUUUGUUAUUUGAAAAACCGUCUUGAGAUUGUUCACUCGCAAUUUCGAAUUUAUUUUUUUUCUAUAAAACAAUAUAAAGAAUAUUUUAAAAACAAUUUUAUCCAAAUAAAAAAAAGAUUACAAUUUUUUCAAAUAAAAAAAAAAAUGCACAUUAUCGAAUUGCACACGUUUCUAUAAUUAUAGGCAAUUUUUGCAUUUUUUUAUCACUUUUUGAAACAAUAAUUCGAACAAUAUGUUAAAAAAAAGAAGUUCCUUGCGAAAGUGACAGCAUCCCUGGCUGUGAUUCACAUAAGAGACAAAAAAAAAAAAACCGUAAUUUCUAUAAACGAGUUUUAGUCGUGCGUUUUGUAAAGAGAAUGAGCAGUGAUAAAUCUUAAGUAAAAAAUAAUAAUAUAAUAAUAAUAAUAAUUAUUAUAAUUAUAAUUAUAAUAACAUAAACAGGAAAAAUAUAUAAAUUUGAAACACCGAGGUAUAUAAGAACUAAGGAUUAUAAUUAAUAAGAAUAAUUAAUUAAUAUAUUAUUGGUUAAUCGAGAUAAUAUGACGAUACAAUUUUUUCUUAUAGAGCAAUAAGAGGCAAAUAACAAAAAAAAAAAGUGGAAUAUUUUGAAGGAACACGUUGGGAUGGGUAAAAAAAAGGGGUUGGGUGGGAAGGGAGGGUAAAGGGAGGGUGAAACAAAUAAUAAUGUCCAUGUUGCUAAAACAAAAAAAAAAUAAAUAAAUAAAAACUCUAGUGGUGAGAUAGAUUUCGCAUAGACUCUUUAGUGUAAGUAAUCCUUAGUAUGGAGAGAAAAAAAAAAGAAAAACUCUUUCGCAGCUUUUUAGAUUAGUUUAGAAAUAGAAUUUCUAGAUAUUUAUCAAGCCCCCCGUUCCCUUCUUGUUAGUAAAAUUGCAAUCACUCUUGGCCAGUGCCCAUGGUUUUUCAAACCUUUUUCCAAAGGGAACUGGUGAAAUUUGUAAACGAAAUUUUCCCCAAAAAUUUAUUGUAAUUUUCCUUUUCAACGAAAACAAAAAUAAUAUGAGCAGAGAUUGUAAAACCGAUCGACGAUUUUUUUAAAUUUCGCUUUGUAUAAAUUAAAUCAGUUAUUAAAAAAAAAAAAUUGUAAAUAUUAAAAAUUGAAUCCAUCAUUAAAAAUAUAUAACUAAUUCAAAAUCGAUUCGAAUUAAAAUUACAAAAUUUAAUGUGAAUUUGAAUUUAAUUUGUACAGUAAAUUGAACUUUUUAAAAUCCGUGGAAUAAUGAAAUAUCGUUCACAAUUAUCAAUGAAUUGCUCAAAAAAAAAAAAAAAAUUCAUGAACAGAAUCGUUGAUCGGCCGAUUGUGUGAACGUGUGUCAUGUUUCGUUUCUCUUGUAUAGUAAAGAAAAAAAAGGAAACAAAAAUUUGCGUGGUUAAUCUCUCUGAAUGAAAAAAAGCGAGUUCCUCAUUAAAACACUUUAUCCACCCCCAUUAGUCACGUGACAAAAAAAAUAUAUAUAACCGUAAGUUAUUAUAAAUAAUACUGCAUAUUAGUAAAUAUUUACCUCCUUUGUAAAUAUAUUAAUAUCAAUAAUUUAUUAUAUAUUGUAAUUGAUGAAAACAAAAAACAGCAACAAUAAUUGCAUAAUAUUUUUUUUUCUUUUUUUUUUUAAUGGCGCGAUGACGAAGACAAUUUAUUGAUUUGUGAAUAUAGAAGUGCGUUUCGUAAUGUGAUUAUAUUAUCGCGACGAUAAUGGUAUGUAUAUUAUCACUAAAUAUUAUAAAUACAUUAUGACAAUUAUGUUCGACAAUGAUAAAAAAAGGACUUUUUUUAUUAUUGUUUCUAUCUUUUAUCAUUAGAAAUUAGUAUUUUUGCUCUUAUGGCACUUAAAAUGCCGAAAGAUUUGAUGUGCCAUCGAGAUUAUGCGACUCAGAUCCCACACACCUCAAAAGAAAAAAAACAAAAAAAAAAAAAAAGCAAACAAAAUCAUUUAUAUUGUUUCAUCGAUAUUAAUUGUAAUUAUUAAUGUGCAAAUGACAUGCCACGUAUUAAACGAGGUAAAAUUUAUUAGCAGAGUGAGUGAUAAAAAAAAUGUAUCUUUUGUGUGCUUAGUCAAAGAAAAAAAAAAUUUUUUUUUUUUGAUUCUCACAUUAUGUGAACCAACAGGUCCGACAACUUUUUUCCUGAAAAAAAAAGAAAAAUUUGGUAAAAUUCAUAUAUUUUGAAUUUAUCUGGAUUUUAUUAGGUAAAUAUAAAAGUAUAAGGGAAAACUAUGACAGAAUUAUUUGACAAAAUGUAAUUAUCUCUAUGAGGUAAAGCAAACUGUCACUGACGAUUAACAAUACUUCAUUUUUUUCUUUUUCUAUCGCCCGAGCAAGCGAUAAGAAAUAUUACUAAAUAUUAUUUAUUGGCUAAACUGAACCAAUGCUCAAAGACGCUGUUGGUUUAAAUUAAUAAAAGAAAAAAAAAACUAAAUGGAA